Messenger RNA from Symbiodinium sp. CCMP2592, 678 nucleotides. Lineage: Eukaryota; Dinophyceae; Suessiales; Symbiodiniaceae. The record is from the annotation of a GenBank genome assembly.
GUUAGCAUCCCUGAGUGGGAUGAGGUUACGACGCAGGAUGAGAACGUCUCUGCUGUUGAGAAGAUGAAUGUGCUGGAAGCUUCCUCGUGGGCUGUGCCGGAGCGUGUAGCAAGAUGCCCCGUCCACCUCCCGCCGACAAUUAACAUUGUCGACAACACCGUGCAGAUGGACACCACAUUCAACGAGAGCACCAUGUACAGUAUCGUGGAGGGAACGCUGCCUUCCGCCGCGGUCGACCACGGCCUGUCGGGCUAUGACGGCUUGGAGAUCGCUUUCUCCAACACAAAGGUCCGCCACUUCAAGGUCCGCUUGAACGACACAAGGCAAGACGCGCGCUUUAUUGCAGCAGUUCGGGUGCUCAGCGAUGGCCCUCAUAACCUCUGGUUGAAGUGGAGCGACUUCCAUGGUGAGGAGCUGGUGAUGCGCGGCAUCCGUCCCUGUGCGGAGACAGCAACAUGCUUCACCAUUACACCUUCGACCAUUUCGCAUAUUGCAAUUCUGCUCCCCAUCGAAGAUGCAGAGGCCUUCAUUGCCACUGUCAUCGACCAAAUGGAAGUUGCCACAGAAGCCUUCGUUCUGCUGCCCUGUCAGUUCAAGAGCGGCACCGACACCUGUGCAUUGCCGCUGCGCAUCCCAGAGGUGGAUGGCGUGUCGUAUACGCCCAUGGCCUCCGAGGAG